Messenger RNA from Cuscuta campestris, 5063 nucleotides. NCBI's taxonomy places the organism in Eukaryota, Viridiplantae, Streptophyta, Magnoliopsida, Solanales, Convolvulaceae. The record is from the annotation of a GenBank genome assembly.
CCGAUGCUAUGGCAUUCGUUGCUCGAUCUCCACCACCCAAUAAUUACCAAUGCACUCAUUGUGGAAAAUCUAGGCACAUUGUUGAUCAUUGUUAUAUUAUUGGUUUUCUAAGUGGUGGAAGAGGGGGAAUGGGGGUCGUACAUGUUGCUGAGGAGAAAGGCUGUGGAGGAGGAAGGGCAGGACGUGGAGGGGGAAUAACACCCAAGGUGGACAGUGCUGCUAGGACAACUACUGUCGAGCAGCAUGGUAGUAGACAAGAUUCCAUCGUGGCUUCCGGUAUGGCUUUGGAUUCUUUAACCUCAGAUCAGGUCACCCAUUUGUUAUCCAUGCUUGAUGCAUCAUCUUCUACUGGAAAAAUCAAUGCCCAGAGUGCUAAGAAGGCUAAGAAGAAGCUCCCUAGGAGUCCUAGGAAGAAAAGGAGUGGAGAUGAUGUUACGGAGACACCUAGUCUGAAUACGGACAUUGCCAUGGAACUACCUGAGAAGGAGAUGGCUCCAACUGCUUCUUCCACGUCUGAGACAUCCCCCCCACAGGUUGAAGACGUCCCAGACACAGGUGCUCAGGUGGGGAUAACCUCUGCGCAAGAGACCCCCCAGGUGUUUGACAAAAUGCCCGAACCAGAGAUGGUUGCUGCCAAACCUUCUACGUUUGCUGACCUCUUCAAGGGCAAUAGGGACCCUGACCAAGGUAUGAUUCUGAAGCAAUAUGAUGUUGGUGAAGGUGUUCUUCAUAUCCCGGAUUCAAUUAUCAAACCUGUUGAGGAGUUGUGGGGUUUCUGCCUUGUGGGUUGCUUUACUGGACGUUUCCCUGGCCUCAAGGCAAUGGAUGCUAUUGUCAAAAGCUGGAAUGUACCUUGUAGAAUCAUUCCCCAUUGUAAGGGCUGGGUUAUUCUAAAGUUUGAGAAUGAUAGUGAUAGAUUCGAUGUGCUGGGCAGGGAAAGGGACAAAGCUUAUGGGAAGGAGUUUAGACUCAAAAUCCCUUCUCAUGGUUUCAUGUUUGAUUUUGCUGAGUUCACCACUCUACCUGUCUGGGUUCAGCUACACAAUGUUCCAAUGCAGUUAUGGUCUGAAGAAGGAAUUGGAAUGCUGGCCUCAAAAGUUGGAAAGCCUUUGAGAACUGACCUGGUUACAAAGCAGCAAGGCAAGGGUGGAUUCUGCAGAGUCCUUGUUGAGGUUGACUUCUCAAAACAGCCUGUGACUCACUUUGAGGUAGCUUGUAUGGGUAAGGCAUACACACAAACAGUGGUGUUUGAGGAAGACCCCAAAUACUGCUUUCAUUGCAAAACCUGGAACCAUGGCCCCUUCUACUGUAAAGCCUUGGAACAGGUUAGGAAGAAGGAGCAGGCAGACUUGGAGGCUACACGGGGCUUGAUUCCUUCUUCUUCCAACAACAAGGAGAAGGCUAAGGAACCCAUUCCCAAAACUGGAGGCCUGGCUGUUGACAACAUGGUUGGAAAGGGUGUUGAUUUGCAAAAGAAGAAGAGAAAUGAGGAUGGAGACAUGGUUGGGAAGAGACCAGAGAAGAAGAAAGGUGCAGCCAAGUUGGAAAAUUUUGUUAUUACCAAACUGCCUGGGUGGAGAUCUGCCACCAAUUUUGAUGUUUUGCCUGGCAGCCGCAUUGUGAUCUUGUGGAAUCCUUCCUUUUUUGCUUGUAAUGUUUUGAGAGUGGGUGAGCAAUAUCUUCACUGUGAAGUCCAUUGCCUCACAACACAAAGGGAGAUUUUUCUUUCCUUCAUUUAUGGCCUGUACACAGUUACCAAAAGGAGGGAGCUGUGGAACGACUUGUCCUCUCUAGCACAGAAUAUUUCCAAACCUUGGGCUUUGCUUGGUGAUUUUAACUGUGUUUUGGCUAGCAAUGAGAGAGUGAAUUGCAUGAGCCAAGGAGCAUAUUAUAUGACUGAUCUGCAAGGUUUCAAGUCUUCUAACUGCUUAGAAGAUGUUCCUUCUACUGGAAAUUUCUUCACUUGGCAUAAAGGGAACAAGCUUGCAAAGCUGGAUAGAGUGCUUGCUAACCAAUCCUGGGGAGACAUUGGUUUGGCUCCAACAUGUGAAUUUCUAGAUUUCAACUUCCUCUCUGACAACUGCCCCACCCUUUUACAGUGUGGUGCACCCCUUGGUAACAGGUUCAGGCCUUUCAGAUUCUUCAAUAUGUGGCUAAAGCAUGAGGGCUUCAAUGGGUUGGUCUCCCAGUCUUGGGAGGCAGGUGUGGUUGGCUCUAAGCAAUUCUCCUUAUGCUCUAAACUUAAACGCCUCAAACCUCCCUUAAAAUCCCUCAACAAGCAGGCUUUUGGUCAUAUUUCUAGAAGAGCUAUGGAAGCUAAGGAAGAGUAUGGAUUGGUGAUGAAGCAAGUGGUCCUGGACCCUAAUAAUCAAAGCCUUCUUGAUGAUGCUGAUAUCAAAAGGAAGAGAGCUAAUUUCCUUCCUUAUGUUGAAUUGGCCUUCUAUCAACAAAAAGCCAAAUGUGAUUUCCUUAUGAAUUCUGACAGAUGCACCAGUUACUUCCACUCCAUUGUUAAGAAGAACAAGAGGAAAAACACUGUUGGGUUCUUGGUUAGAGAGGAUGGAUCUAAAACUACUUCCAAAGAUGAGGUGGCUAAUAUCUUUGUGGACUACUUUACUACACUGUUUGGCACUACUUCUUUAGUUGAAUCCAUUGAGCUGGAGAUUUUGGCUGCUGGAACCAGAAUUCCUUCUUCUGCCCAGGCAACUCUGCUUGCUUCUGUUACACCUGAGGAGGAUGUGAUGCAUGGUUUGGGCUUUCCCCCUAGAUUUGUCUCUCUUAUUAUGGAGUGUGUUUCCUCUGCUUCUUCUUCUAUUAUGGUUAAUGGAGACAGCCAUGGCUUCUUUCCUAGUCAGCGGGGGAUUAGACAAGGGGACCCCAUGGCUCCUACCCUUUUCCUCUUUUGUAUUGAGUACUUCUCUAGGUUACUCAACAAAAGGGCUAAAGAAGGUGGCUUCAACUAUCACAAGGACUGUGCAGCACUUGGGAUUACGCAUUUGGCUUUUGCUGAUGAUCUUAUGCUGUUCUCUAGAGGGGAUUUCCAUUCUGUGCAGGUUUUAAUGGAUGCUCUGGACCACUUUUCAAGGGUGUCUGGCCUAACCCUUAAUCCUACCAAGUUCAACAUCUUUCUUGCUGGUAAGUACAGGGAUGCUAGCCAAAAUAUUCUGGAUCUUGCCUCCUUUCCUCGUGGUCAGCUCCCUGUUAGAUAUCUGGGUCUCCCUUUGGCCUCUCAAAGGAUCUCUGAGAGUGAUUUUGCCCCUUUGUUCAAAACUGUUGAUGGUUUUCUGUCUAAAUGGAGCACUUUGAAGUUAUCCUAUGCUGGCAAAUUGGAACUGAUUAGAGCAGUGGUACAGGGAGUCCAAUCCUUCUGGCUCCAGGCCUUCCCUGUCCAGAAAUAUGUGCUUGACCGUAUCACCUCCAUGUGCAGAGCCUUCCUUUGGGGCAGCAAACUUGCCAAGGUUGCCUGGGUUGAUAUUUGCAAGCCAAGGGCUGAAGGUGGACUGGGUUUGAAGGAUGCCAAUACCUGGAACAAUGCUCUGUUGUGCAAACUUCUGUGGAACUUGGCAGCUAAGAAGGACACUCUUUGGGUCAAAUGGGUUCACAAUGUUUACAUUCAGGGUGAGAACCUGUGGCAGUGGCAACCCAAGAAGAGACACUCUGUCUUCUUCAAAAGGCUUGCAUAUGUGCGUGAGCUUUUGGUCCAAAAGCUUGGUGACCAUUAUCCUUCUAUGGAAGAGGCUAUGAUUCCCUUUUGCUUGGCAGGUAACCUCAUUCCAAGAAAGGUUUAUGAUUUGUUUAGGGUUAAAGCAAACCCGAAGCCUUGGAUGGCUUUCAUUUGGCAAAGCUAUAUUCCCCCUAAGUGCUCCUUUACGAUGUGGCUGGCACUUAGGAGGAGGCUGCCCACCAAAACAAAUUUGGAAUUCCUCGGUUUACCUAUGGACUGCACCUUCUGUGGACAUGGGUUGGAAGAUGUGGACCACCUGUUCUUUAGCUGCCAGUUCUCUAAAGAAGUUUGGGACAACAUCAAGACUUGGCUAGGUAUGGAAGGACACCUGAGCACCCUCACCAGAACCAUCAGAUGGCUGAAGGCUUUUAGGCGAGGGGAUGGGAUUCUCAAGAAGGCAAGAAGGACUGCUUUUGCUUGCAAUGUUUUCCACCUUUGGAAGCUACGUAAUGCUGCCCACUUUGAGCGUGAACCUCUCUCUGUUGCGGCUGUGACUUCUAAAAUCAAGCAAGAUCCUCCACAGCCCAACGAUGCCAACGACCCCCUCGUGGCGAUGGUGAACCAAGUGUGGUACCACAACAAUUAUCUCGCCAUCAAUAUUAUCCUCGAGGGGUUGGCCGAGACGUUGUACCCCAUCUAUGCCGGUGCAAAGUUCGCUAAGGAGCUUUGGAAUAGCUUGAACAAGAAGUAUCAAGCUGAAGAUGCCGGCACGAAGAAGUUCAUCGUUGGGAAGAUGCUGGACUAUAAAAUGGUUGACAGCAAAUCUGUUGUCGCCCAAGCUGAAGAGCUUACGGUCAUCUUCAAUAAAUGCAAUGAAGAGAAAGUAGGCGUCAGUGACGAAUUCCAAGUGGCAGGCAUCAUCCACAAACUUCCCCGAUCGUGGGAAAACUUCCAAGCCGACCUCAAGCUCAAAAGAACGGAGCUAAACCUGGAGCAACUGCUCACACGAUUGAGAAUCAGAGAGGAGGGGCUUGCUAGAAGAAGUGGAGGGGCAAAGGCGAAUGUUGUAGAACAUCCGUCGGGCUCUUCACAUGACGGGAAGGACAAGAAGAAAAUAGGUCAUAAGGGUGGUGUUUCAAAAUUUGCAGGGAAGUGCUACAACUGUGGCAUUACCGGGCAUCGUUCCUCUGAUUGUAGGAAAAAGAAGCCACAAAAGGGAAAGAAGAAAACCACUGAAGCCAUGUGUGCGGAGCUUGACAACUUGGACCUCUGCGCGGUUGUCACCGAGAACCAGAUGCGUGUUCCACGACCAUAAUGGGCACACCCAUGAGAACAGAAUGAUGGUUGGUUGAAACUUGUGUAUUGUAUAUCGUCGUUUACAUAAACGGCAGUACACUUC